Globicephala melas (long-finned pilot whale) is the source of this 2127-nucleotide messenger RNA. It is a transcript of the gene PASD1, whose product is annotated as PAS domain containing repressor 1. Gene Ontology annotation, molecular function: DNA-binding transcription factor activity, RNA polymerase II-specific. The record is from RefSeq and is a predicted model, not a curated record. Gene Ontology annotation, cellular component: CLOCK-BMAL transcription complex. Lineage: Eukaryota; Metazoa; Chordata; Mammalia; Artiodactyla; Delphinidae. Gene Ontology annotation, biological process: negative regulation of circadian rhythm; negative regulation of DNA-templated transcription; circadian regulation of gene expression.
AUGCCUCACCAGCUCCCCAGAUACCCACAGAUUCAUGAGCCCCACAUGGUGACUCUGCUGCCAACCACCUCCCAUUCUAAAGCAGUCAUCCCUCAGUGUGCAAUAACAAAUGUAAUAAAGACGUACUGUGUGCUGGGCAUUGGAUCAGCCACAGGAAGGGAUACAAAGUCAAGCGAGGCACAGUCUCUGCCCUCGAGGGCCUUGUGGAGAAAGUGCCCCUCUGUGCUCACCCUGUUGUCCUCCCAGGCGGCCAAGAGAAUCAUGCAGGUUCCAGGCACAGCUCAGCCCACCCUGCAGAGCAGCGAGCAGCGAGAGGCGAGCAGUGAACGGCGAGUGGCGUCACCUGACAGGACUGAAUAUUCGACACUUCGGACCUUCCGCACCUUCAGUGACACCGGAGGCCACGGAGGAGCUUCGAGGGCUCACUGUGCCCACCUCUUACGUAAACCCCUGGCCCUCAGCUCCCUGCUCACGGUGGAGACUUCGGACAGGAAACUUCGAGGAAGUUCCCAGCAUCAACCUAAACUUCAGAAACAGAUUGAGGCAGGUGAAGCAAAACCCGAAAGAGAAGAGAAUAGACAGAUAGCUGAGGAAUCUGGCAAGGCUGGGAGAGAAAAAGUAGAGGGCAAGGACCUUUUCACUGUACAGGAGUCUGGUGAAGAUGUUCUGCUGGCCCCAGAUUCGGAAGAGGAACAUCUACCUGUGGACCACAGAAGUGUUCAAGGCCAAAGAAGCAGCUCUGGAAUGGAACUUCUGCAUGCUGAACCUGAUGCUCCUGCCUCAGAAGGUCGAGUUAAUGUUGUAAUGGUUGACCAGUAUGGAUCACAAGAAUCUGCUCGUGUCAUUAAAAGAAAGUCUUUUACAUAUUAUGACUCCAGCACAUCCACCUUGGAAACCAUACCUGAACCACCAGCACCAUUAUCUUUGCCGAGCUUUGAAGUCAAAACUGAGGUGGAACAUGUGGAGCAGAUGGACCACAUGGGUGAGAUGGAGCAGGUGGAUGAGGAGAAAGAGGUGGACAAGGUGGACCAGGUACCCCAGGAGGACCGGGAGACCAUCUCGUUCCCCAGUGUCACUGCUGACGUCGGAAAUCAGUCACUACACCCACCGCCGUCCGUCAUAUGGUACGUCAACAGACGGGAGGAGGAGCUGAUGAAGAGGUUCCGGGAGCAGCUGGAGGAGAGGACGCAGAUGCUGCGGGGUGAGAUCUGGAACCAGAACCACGCGCUGGAAAUGUUGAAGGAGCAGCUCCAGUCAAUGCAGGAUUCCAAGUUGCAGAUUCAGCCAUCUACCUCACGCCACAUUCGCAGUCCUGAGCCCCAGCCUUUGGAGCCAGUGCCCAAGAAACAAUGCAUUGGGCCGAUGCAUAGGUCCCUCCCAGACUGCAAGGGGGCCAGGCAUUUCUGUGGUUCCUGUUCAUCCUACUCCUUCCGAUUCCCUGAGGAGCUUCAGCAGCCCUGUGACGCCUCUUCCCAGCAGCCCGCUCAGGAGCUGGUGCAAUACCUCCCACAGCAGGCGGGGCUGCAGGAGCAGUCACAGCAGCAUAAUGUUACUGUGGAAAACCGUGUGCUGCAAAUACUCGUGCCAAGCCAACCUAACGUCUCCUUGCCCCUCGAUAACACCCAUAUGUUUACGUCGAUGCAGCACAUCACGGUUCCUGUCCAAUUAGAAGCUGAGCAACAGCCCUCCAGCAGCUAUCAUGGUGAAAACCCUGGGGGCCAGGAAGGCAGGAGUCAUAGUUUUCUUCUUGAGGACCAGCAGGGGCCCUGCCUGAGUCCAUUGCUCCUGGCACAUAACCCAAGCUCUGAGAUGAUUUCUUCUACCGUCAUCCCUCAGUGUCAGAUAAGUUCUGACUCAAACUUAGUCAUGCUGCAGAUCCCAGAGGAUUCCAACCAACUUUGUCAACAGCCAGAAGACCCACAGCAUCACCUUUACUUCCAAGUUGAAACUUGGCCUUCCAGUGAGCAGGCCUCCCUGCAGGACCAAGUUACUUGGGUUCAGGUACCAACCCCUGAGACAGAAGUCCAGGGCUCUUCAGGUCUACAGAUUAUCCAAGACGACACGGAACACGGGCCAGGCCAAAUCUGCUACUUCAUGUCUGCAGCGCCGUCCAACUCGUACGAGUAG